Messenger RNA from Xenopus tropicalis (tropical clawed frog), 6300 nucleotides. It is a transcript of the gene r3hdm2, whose product is annotated as R3H domain containing 2. Bases 495 to 3596 code for a protein of 1033 amino acids. NCBI's taxonomy places the organism in Eukaryota, Metazoa, Chordata, Amphibia, Anura, Pipidae. Gene Ontology annotation, molecular function: nucleic acid binding. The record is from RefSeq and is a predicted model, not a curated record. The transcript has 25 exons.
UCAGAACGUCAGCGUCGUCGUGUGCUGACGCUACACGUAGCUUGCCAGGAGGAGGAGGAGGGGUCUAGACAUUUUUUUUCCUUCCUUCAUUUCCUUUUUUCCCCUUUUUCUUUUCUUUCUCUUUUUUUUCUCCCCCUUUCUCCACUCGUUCACUUUUUCUCCUUCCCAUCCUUUGUUUUGUCGGUUGUUCUAUUUUGUAAUGCCCCCUAGCCUCCCGCGUAUGUCUCCGGCGGGCUCCCCUCCUUCUCCUGUCUCGCAGAGCCGGGGCUGACCGGGCUGGAGGGAGGGCAGAGGCAUCCAUAUCAUUACUACAGCAGCAGCAGGAGAAGCAGCUCGCCAUCAUAACGAUUUAUUAGUUCGCUCUCAUUCGCCCCCUCAACUACCCCCUUCCCUCAACCCUUUCUUUGGGGCCCCUGAGCUCUGGGAGACCCCUACACAGCGUGGGGACAAGAGACGACCGAGAAGAACAAGGUUGCUACACCCUGCUCUGUAUUAUGCUGAAGAUGUCCCAUGGCCACACCACCCAGGAAGCUCUAGAGAUUAUGAAGGAGUCUGAAAAGUGUCUGGUUGAGGAAUCUUUAAACAGAAGCAAGGCUGUGUCAAGAUCCCCUAGUAAAGAGGAUCAGGAAUCCGAUGAGCCAAACUCACGCCAGGAACCACAGAGGCGGAAUGCAAGCCACGGACAUGCUAGGAAGAGAGCCAAGUCCAACUCAAAGUUAAAGCUUGUAAGAAGUUUAGCUGUGUGCGAAGAGUCUUCUGGACCUUUUGUAGAUGGCCCUUUGGAGCCCCAGGAUGUCAUCCACCUACAUAUUAGUUGUCCGUCUGACAAGGAAGAGAAGGCCUGUAAAGAUGGAUCUGAGAAAGAAGAAAAAAGUAAAGAAAAGGGUCCGAAGAAAAUGCUGUCUAGAGAUUCUAGCCAGGAGUACACUGAUUCUACAGGAAUAGAUGUACAUGAAUUUUUAGUGAAUACACUGAAAAAUAAUCCAAGGGACAGAAUGAUGCUGCUAAAAUUAGAACAAGAAAUUCUUGAAUUCAUUAAUGAUAAUAGCAAUCAGUUUAAGAAGUUUCCACAGAUGACCUCAUAUCACAGGAUGCUUUUACACCGUGCUGCCGCAUACUUUGGCAUGGACCAUAAUGUAGACCAAACAGGCAAAGCCGUCAUCAUCAAUAAGACCAGUAACACACGAAUUCCUGACCAGAGGUUUUCUGAGCACAUCAAGGAUGAGAAAAGCUGUGAAUUCCAACAGCGGUUCAUUCUGAAGAGAGAUGAUGCCAGCAUGGACCGGGAUGAUAACCAGAUUAGAGUACCUUUACAGGAUGGCAGACGGAGCAAGUCCAUAGAAGAGCGAGAAGAGGAAUAUCAACGGGUACGGGAAAGAAUUUUUGCACGAGAGUCUGCCCAAAAUGGUCAUGUUGUAGAAAGCAGAAUCUACAGAGAAGGCUUUACCGCUAUCUCUCACAAAAGGAGACAGUUGUUUAGAGGGAGCAGAGACUUGUUGAAUCGAGGCUCUUGCAGUCGGCAGAGCAGCACUGAAAGCGACCUGAAGUCUCUGGAUCCCAGGCCCUGGAGCAGCACAGACUCAGAUGGCUCCUGUCGAAACAUGCGUCCUCCAGUAACCAAAGCCAGCAGCUUUAGUGGCAUCUCCAUCUUAACAAGAGGGGAUAGCAUUGGGAGCAAUAAAAGCACCACCAACCGCACUGGCAGGCCAGGUUUGCCCCUGGGUACUCCAGAAGUAUGCACUCAAGCUUCUCAGCAGUCCACUCGAAGCAUAAUGCCAUGUAACGCACAGCAACAGCCGCCCCAUCCUCACCAAGCACUUCCACCCACUCCCCAGCAACAGUCCAUGAGUAACCACUUAAUAUCACAGACCCUCCAGCCCUCUUCACAUCCGGUCCAGUUCUCCGCCAGCUCCUGCCCCCAAGUCCUUCUACCAGUAUCACCUUCCCAGCAGUACAAUGUGGCGGAUGACUUAAAUAAUCAUUUUCAUCAGAUGACUCUAAGUCGCCAGGGCUCCUCUGAGGCACCAGAUCCUUCCGCUGCCAUUUACCAACCACCCCUCAUCUCCCAGCAUCCCCAGCAGGCUGGCUACAUCAUGACAUCUGGGGGGCAAGCUCUUUCCACGACCGGCUUCCCUUCCUCAGGGCACCCAUCCCCAACUCAACAAGUCAUCUCUCCGCAGGGAUACAUGCAGCCUCCACAGCAAAUUCAGGUCUCGUAUUACCCCACGGGGCAGUACCCAAACUCUAGCCAGCAAUACAGACCUCUGUCACACCCAGCUGCCUACAAUUCACAGCGCAAUCAGCAGGUCACCCAGCCACCUCAGCAGCCUGUUACAGGUAUGCAGUCCAUUGUUCCAAGUCAGCCUCCAGCUUACCAAGGCAUGAUGAGUGUGCCGCAGUCGCAGAAUUCUGCCAUAAUUAGCAACCAGAGAGCCAGUGUUGGGAAUCAGAUGCAGAGCAUGAUGGUGCAGUUUACUCCGCUUCCCUCAUAUCAAGUUCCAGUGGGUAAUGAAUCCCAGGGAGUAGUGCCACAGACCUAUCAACAGUCAGUGCUGGUCCCCACCAACCAGUCAGUUCAGGGAGCCAUGCCAACCAGUGGGAUGCCAGUUUACUAUAGUGUUAUACCACCAGCUCAACAAAAUGGCUCCAGUCCAUCAGUCAGCUUUCUCCCACCUCCUGGCUCAGAGCAAUACCCAAUGCCUCAAUCUCCUUCACCUUGUAGUCCUACACAGAUUCAACAGCAGUAUUCAGGAGUCAACCCUUCAGGCCUGGGAGUUGUUGUAAUGCAGCUAAAUGUACCCAAUGGCCCACAGGCUCCUUCCCAGAACCCACAAAUGGUACAGUGGAACCACUGCAAAUAUUUUAACAUGGACCAGAGAGGACAGAAGCCUGAGCAUUUAUAUAACCCCGAUGUCAGCAGUCAGGCCAGUAACCUGCUGAGCAGUCCCAUUACUUCCCCAGCGCAGUCCCCAACACCUUCCCCCGGCUCCAGCAUAAACAGCGUGUGCACUGGCCUCUCACCACUUUCUGUCCUCACCCAAUUCCCUCGGCCUGUGGGCCCUGCACAAGGUGAUGCUCGAUACUCCCUUUUAGGACAACCACUGCAGUACAACCUCUCUGUCUGCCCCCCUUUACUGCACAGCCAGUCCCCAUACACUGCACAAAUGACAGGGAUGAAGCAUGGAAACCGAGGGAAAAGGCAGGCUCUGAAAUCUGCUUCAACGGACUUGGGCACAACUGAUGUAGUUCUUGGCCGGGUCUUGGAAAUAACAGAUCUACCAGAGGGCAUCACUCGAGCAGAAGCUGGAAAGCUCUUUACACAGCUGGCAAUGUCCGGGGCCAAAAUCCAGUGGCUGAGAGACACUCAGGGUCAUAAUCAAGGGCCCAAUGGCAACAACAAUGGACCUACAGAAAAUGGCCGCCAAACCCACAACAGUGAUCUGGCAGCAUUUUACACCAUUGUGGCAGUCUUCCCAAGCACCACAGCAGCACAGAAUGCCUCAGUACAGCUUAAUAACCCAAUCAGCCGCUUCAAACUGCGCAGCAUCAAGAAGAACUAUGAUUUGCGCAUACUAGAACGUGCCAGCUCUCAAUAGCAUGUGGAGAAGGGUGGGAGAGGUGUGAGAAAAGUGGCAAGAAGACAGAGAAGGGGGAAUAGACUCCUCACAUCCCCCUUUUUUAUCACUUUCCCCUUCUUACCUUUCCUGCCCUGAAAAAUAGAAGCACACUGGACUUAAAAAUACAGCCUCUCCCUUUCCAGUUCUGUUUUCUUCUUUCAUCCUUGUUUUUUCCUUUUCACUUGCUUCUCUUGGCUCACUUUGUUUUGUUUCGUUAUGGGUGACUGAUUCUAGUUAUCAAGAGUCAUUAACUGUAGCAGUUAUCAAGUUAAUCAGCCAUUUUCACAUUCAGUACUAUAAAGGAUACAAUGAAGAUUGACAAGCAAAAGAUUCACUUUCAGAUCAAGUGUACAAACAUUCUAUUCACGCACGCUGAAACAGACUUGUGUACACUUCAUCUGAAAGGCUCAUCAGUGGGUGUUUGUGCAGUUACUGGUUGGAAGCAUCAAGACUAAUCGACUAGAAGAUUAUGAAGCCCCUAUGACACAAAAGAAGUAAAAUAUGCAACUUUUGGUUGAGUUGAGAAUGCCAUGACGAAUGGUACAUAUUUAUUUCUGUACACCAAUUAUUUUCCCUAUAGUGACACAAACUAUUUGUUAACAAGGCUAGUGGAGAGACAAAAUAGAGGAAAAGGAAGUUGUCUAAAAACCACAUAAAAUGUUGCUGUAUCACAAAUAGCACCAAAUCUGCCAGUGACUGACCAACACAUGAUCAAGUGUUGCCUUUAAAUGUCUCACUUCUGCACUCAGUUGGGGCUAUCAUAUUCCUUAGAACAUCCUAUGUUUUCUGUGCAUAGGCCUAGUUCUCUGGUUCUUGGACUUUUUUUUUUUUUUUUUUUCAGAUGUCCCAGCUGCACCUGCUGGUCUCUCAGUAUGCAUUCUGUCCUAUGAUUUCCUCAAGGACUUAUACAAAAUAUGAAUGAUGGAGUUAAGGUGGGGAUCCAGCUUUCUAGCUUUCUGGCGAUGUGUUGAGGUGGCAGGUGAAGUGUGACUGAACGCUCCAAGAAAGCCAAGGCACCGGUAGCCUAUAUGUGCCAUCCCAACUGAACCGCAGUACCUGAGACUGACAGUAUUGUACACACAAAACAAUAUACAUGGGGUGUUCUAAGACUACAGUUAGUCUCACCUGCCAGAUGUGUAAGAAUUAAGAAAUUGUGAGAAUUAAUACUCUUUUCAGGCAAGCUUGAGAGAUAACAUUUCUGCUUUACCCAGCAAUCUUCUACACUAUGCAGAGUGCUUGCCCCCAGCCCCAUUGAAAAUGCUUUCUCUGCAAAUGGUGCUAAAAGGGACACAGUUUUAAGGGUACCUGUAUUUAGUUUAAAUUAAAAAAAAUUAGGAACAGGUUUCAUUGUAUAGAGGGGACUGCACUGUGCAUCCCCCCGGGUAUCUCCUAACAACCUCGAUAACCGUUGGAUAAUAACCUAAUGGCUAAGAUCUGAAAUGAACCGGGUUAUCUCCUUACAACCUAGAAUAACGGUUGGAUUACAACCUAAUAGCUGAUAUCUGAAAUGAACCCAGGUAUCCCCUUACAACCUAGAAUAACGGUUGGAUUAUAACCUAAUGGCUGAGAUCUGAAAUGAACCCAGGUAUCUCCUUACAACCUAGAAUAACGGUUGGAUUAUAACCUAAUGGCUGAGAUCUGAAAUGAACCCAGGUAUCUCCUUACAACCUAGAAUAACGGUUGGAUUAUAACCUAAUGGCUGAGAUCUGAAAUGAACCCAGGUAUCCCCUUACAACCUAGAAUAACGGUUGGAUUAUAACCUAAUGGCUGAGAUCUGAAAUGAACCCAGGUAUCUCCUUACAACCUAGAAUAACGGUUGGAUUAUAACCUAAUGGCUGAGAUCUGAAAUGAACCCAGGUAUCCCCUUACAACCUAGAAUAACGGUUGGAUGUUAAACUAUUGGCUGAGAUCUGAAUUGAAUGUCUGCUGGAACCAUAAUGAUGGAAAUCUGGAUUUCACCCUAAUGCUUCCUCCUCAUUGGCAUUGAAACUAGAGUUGUACACCCCAAAUCUGUAUCAGACUCCACUCUUGGCUCAUUCACAGCUUCUCACACUUUUUCACUCUGCCUGUGCAAUCAACUUGUUUGCCUCAUGCCUUUCCCUUUAGUCUUUCUGUUUUACACGCUGACUUUCUCAUUCACUUUGCCCUUUGCAUCUUCUCUUUUUGCCUUGUCAUCAUUGUGUUAAUUGAUUUGUAACCCCUCCCCCAUCCAGACUCUUACUUUGUUUUUCCUCUCCCUUUGCUUGUUGCACAUCCUGCGCCCAUUGCUUUACCUUGCAGUGAGUAGCAGGCCCUAUUCUGCCUAACGGGAUGAAAACUGUCACUUUGCCCCUCCCAGCUUCUGUUGGAAGAAACAUUAACCUAUAUGUUGAUGAAGAGUUGAGAUUCUCUGCACCAGGUACCAAGCUGCCACAUGCUGAAGGAAGAGACAGAGAAAAAUAAUUUUUUUUUUUUUUUUUGCCCAGAGUGGAAAAUCUACCUUUUAUUUCUUUUUCUUGGAGUUGGUUGUCCCUGAACAUUGUAUAGUUUUUUUUUUUUCUUUGAUGCUUGUGAGAGUACAUUAACAUGGGUAUUUAUUUGCACAGAUGGGCUGUACUCACUGUAAAUUUUAUUUAAUCCAAUUUUGUUUUUAAAUAUGGAAAAAAAGAAGUAUGUGUCACAUUAAAAACAAGUGUGUCCUUUU